AUGGCGUACGACAAGUCCGAGUGGGAAUUGAGUGAAUUUGGUAAUCUUAUCGAAACAGAAAAUGAGAAAUACGGCGAAAUUAUUCAGAUUGCUGAGCGAAGGCGCACAGCAGAAAAAUAUGUCAAAAUCAGAAAAAUUCGUCAAGAAAUGACAUGGGGUGUGCGACUCACCAAGACGCUUAUAAUCUGCUAUUGUGGACCCUACGUCGCUUACAAGGAAUCUAUACUGGCAGAGUUGGUGCCACCUUUUCAAUUCUAUCUACGAGACAAGCAAUUCUACACUACAUAUAAAGGCACUCCCUUUCGUCUACCUGAUGGUUACACUUUUAAGUUUUAUGAGAAUGCGGUAGAGUGCUGGCAUCACAAUGCCAUUCUUUCCGACAAGAAACAAAUGAAGAUUCUUGCGAGAUACAACUUUGACAAAUUUGCCAGAGCGUUGGAGACAAUCGGCGAACCCACAGCAGCGACAAUACAGUUUGACUACAACACCUGCUUGUCCAGUAUCUCCCCAUUCAGCGAAAGUGAAGAUGAAGAAGGCGAGACAGAUGACGAAGAUGAUCGCUGUGAGGGAGAAGAACAAGAUCAUUCUAUCAAUAAGAUGUUUCCUUUCAGUUUCAGUGGUGAUGAAGAAACCGAAUUCGAUGACGAAGAUGAGCGCAAUAAGAGAGAAAAACAAGACCAUUCUCUCAAUAAGAUCUUUCCAUUCAGUUUCAGUGGUGAUGAAGAAACCGAAUCUGAUGAUGAAGAUGAGCGCAGUGAAGGAGAAGAACAAGAACAUUCUAUCAAUAAGAUCUUUCCAUUUAGUUUUAUUGGUGAUGAAGGAAGCGAAUCCGAUUCGAAAUCAGACUGCAGUGAAGAAAGUAAAUCUGUUGCCGAAUUCGAUGACGGGGAUGAGUCUGAUGAGGAAGAAGAACAUGACCAGUCUGAUGACGAUCUCCCGAUGAUGGUCACUCCAUUCAGCGAAAGUGAUAAUGAAGAAAGUGAAUCUUAUUAUGAAUCAGAUGACGAAGAUGAGCAUAGUGAUGGAGAAAAACAAGACAAUUCUGUCGCUGAGAUCUCUUCAUUCAUUGAAAGUGUUUAUGAAGGAAGCGAAUCUGAUUCGGAAUCAGACUGCAGUGAUGAAUAUAAAUCUGUUGCUGAAUACGAUCAUGAGGAUGAGCCUGAUGAGGAAGAAGAACAUGACCAGUCUGAUGAUGAUCUCCCGAUGCUCAUCUUCCAGUUCAGCGAAAGUGACGAUGAAGAAAGUGAAUCUUAUAAUGGAUCAGAUGACGAAGAUGAGCAGAUUGAGGAAGAAGAACUCGAUGAGAUCACCGAGGACCAAGAGGAAAUGUACUUUGCUAAAGAGGAAGAUAAUGAGAAGAAAUUUGAUUCAGAGGAUGUUCGUCACUUACAGUUGCUUCAUUGUAGAGAAGAAGUCAGUCAAAAAUGUGAUCCAGAAGAAUUUGAUUUAAGUAUUCUGUUCGGUGCGGAAGAGCGUGAUCACAAUUUGAAUUCAGUGAAAGUGAGUAGCUUAUGUUCGCUGGUGGAAAAGGUAGAGCCAGAUGAUGUAUGGGAUUCAGAAGAUGAAGGCAAUAAAAAUCAGUUCAAUGAAAUAGAGGUACAGGGACCUCCCAAUCAAAAACAACAACGACACUGCAGCGAGCACAUGAUCGAACAUCGACCUAGCAAGAACACGAAAAAGAGAAAGAACAUUGUCAUGGGAUGGGUAUGUUCAAAGAUUCUCAAAAUUUUUAUCAAAAGCAAAGUGCUUUUGUAG
Porites lobata is the source of this 1755-nucleotide messenger RNA. The record is from the annotation of a GenBank genome assembly. NCBI's taxonomy places the organism in Eukaryota, Metazoa, Cnidaria, Anthozoa, Scleractinia, Poritidae.